GUGGGCUGUGCAAGUAUACAAUCAUACCUAGCUAUAGAUCACUCGAGAGCGAAUUGCUCGGAUUUCUACAAAGCUCAGCCUUAUAUUAUGAGACAAUCCAAAGUUUUUUUUUAAUAGCACUGAUACAUGAGUCGGUCUCUGUGGUAUUAUAAAGCUAUAGAAGUCCCAGUCAGUAUGUAGUGUUCACCAGACAUCGCAGUAUGCGAUGGAAGCAACCUCAUGUUGACACCAGCAGGGUCAACAGGGCAACCGAGACCGAGUCUGACCGCUUUCAGAAUUCGAAUGGUAUUCAUUCCAUAACAUCCAGAGCGGAUCGUCCAAUUGAGCCAAUUUUAAUGAAGAAACCUCUGGGAAAUGAACCAACGGUUGAAAAAAAAACAUUGGCGUGGAUUUGUCGAGUUGCAUAAACGUCGAGAUUGCCGUAAUCAGAAAUGGCGGGUUGCUCCGGACUCGAUGCAGCGAAUUGAAUUCGCUAGCUUUGACCGAUU
Pseudomassariella vexata is the source of this 488-nucleotide messenger RNA. RefSeq lists its product as uncharacterized. The record is from RefSeq and is a predicted model, not a curated record. Bases 201 to 407 code for a protein of 68 amino acids. NCBI's taxonomy places the organism in Eukaryota, Fungi, Ascomycota, Sordariomycetes, Amphisphaeriales, Pseudomassariaceae. The transcript has a single exon.